Messenger RNA from Oryza sativa Japonica Group (Japanese rice), 944 nucleotides. RefSeq lists its product as uncharacterized. The record is from RefSeq and is a predicted model, not a curated record. NCBI's taxonomy places the organism in Eukaryota, Viridiplantae, Streptophyta, Magnoliopsida, Poales, Poaceae.
AUGCGGGAGGAGGCAACGACGCCUCUAGUCAGAUCUGGCUGGCGGUGGUUGCGGCUACCGACGGUGGCAGUGACGGCGGCGGCGGCUGUGGCGGUAUCGACUGCGGCGGCUGGCUGGCGAGACAGCGGCCGUGGUGGUCGAGGCGUCGUGAAGGCGGUCGCGCGGCCUCGUGGGUGGCGAGGCCUGCCGUGCAGGCGUCGUGGAGGCCAGCGACGUGUGGCUGUCGUGGAGGCCAGCGUUGUGCGGCAGCGGGAGGGCGUCAUGGAGACCGGUGGCGGUGUGGAGUCGCGGCCGGCGACAUGGAGCUCGCGGGCGGCGAGAGCGGGUGCUGGUGGCUGCAGGCCGCGACAGCGGAUGGCUUGCGGCGAUGGCCGUGGCGACCGUGGACGUGGCUGCGGCGGAGGAGGUGAGGAUAGCGAUGGCGAGGUGGCUGGGCGUUCGGCAGCAGCGGCUGCGGUGGCGGUGACCGCGGUCACCGGAGGCAUGGCGGCUUCGGACGGCUAGCUGAGGGUGUGGCAGACGGUUGCAUCUGGCCGGCGUGGCAUCGUUUGGAGGAGAGGUCGGAGACUGGCUUGGCGCAGAGGCGCAGCCGAUGGCAGCGGAGGCUGGCUCCGCGCGAGAGGCGCGGGCAGCGGAGAUGGAGGCCGGCUUGGCGCGAGAGGCGUAGCCGAUGGAGGGAGGCUGGAUUGGAGCGAGAGGCAUGUCCGGUGGAGGAGGCUGGCUUGGCGCGAGAGGCGCGGCUGGCGGUGGAGGAGGCGACCUCGGUGUGAGUUGCCGGUGGGUGUAGCGUGGUCUUCGACACACGAAGGCUGGCCGGCGGGGGACGCCGGUGCAGGGGUCCCACAUGUCAACAGAGCUUGAGUGGUGGUUGAGCAUCGGUGCGUCAGCCGUGAAUUCGCAGGUUGCCGGGUGAAAGCCCAGUCUUGGUUCCUUGAGCCCCAACG